Halichondria panicea is the source of this 2299-nucleotide messenger RNA. RefSeq names its product E3 ubiquitin-protein ligase TRIM71-like. The transcript has a single exon. Bases 619 to 2115 code for a protein of 498 amino acids. The record is from RefSeq and is a predicted model, not a curated record. Gene Ontology annotation, molecular function: protein binding. NCBI's taxonomy places the organism in Eukaryota, Metazoa, Porifera, Demospongiae, Suberitida, Halichondriidae.
CUAUUUGUGGGCUCCAGUUGAGUUGGCCCACAUAAUGUUGUCGUGAUUAUUAACGUUGUCACAAGUUUACUCAAUCUCAAAAUUUCAUAUACCACUGAUUGUUGUCACAAGUUUACUCAAUCUCAAAAUUUCAUAUACCACUGAUUGUUAAAAGGGCUUCUGUAUACGUUUUAGAGGUGAUAUAAGCUCCAACCACAUAAAGUAUAUUUGAAGCCACAAUUUACCACAUCACUUCCCAACUCAACUUAAAUAGACUUUUAGCUGCAGAGCUCUAUUUAUAGCUAUACUACAAAUUUAUAGCAAAGGCUGAAGGAUCUGAUCCAGUUGUUACUGAUUUCGAGCAAGACAUCUCUACUCUGUACGAGCUCAAACAGAGCGGAGUGAAAGAACUAACAUUCAAAAGCCCGCCGCCACCAAAACGUGAAGAUCACGAGGAACAAAAACAUUUUCUGCUUUGAUUGCAACAAGCUCAUCUGUCUGGACUGUAUCGUUAUUGAACACGCUGGACACAAUUACUAAUUUGCAAAGAAAGCCAUCCCCGCAACUCGCAAAAAGCUGACAGAGCACCUCUUUCCACUCAAAAACCUACUACCUGAUCUGAGCACCGCUGUGAGUCAAAUGAACGGAAUUAAACAGAAAAUCCAGGCCCAGAAAGAACUGACGGAGAGACAAGUGAGUGCCAAAUUCCUGGAGCUACACGAUAUACUAGAUCAAUGCAAAAUCCGUGUUUUACGAAACUAUUCUGCUUUGGCUAAUUCAAAAAUGGAAAAGCUGGUGGUUCAAGAGAAGGGUCUGGACCUGUCCCUGGGUACUGCUAAGAGUUUGAUUGGCUUUAAUGCAAGUGAUGAAGAACUGAUUACGAUGCAAGAGCAGGUGGUGAGUCGAAUCGAUACCGAAGUGGUAAAGCGAGGGAGGGAAGCAGCCAAUCCUGAUCUCAUGGAGAAAGAUAAUUUUGGAGUUGAUUUGUUUGUUUGUGAGGAUCUCAAGAAGUUGUGUGAGAACAAUGUUAUUGUGUAUGAUGGUAAAGUGGAUCCAACGAAGUGUACUGUGGAAGGAGAUGGAGUUAGAACUGCUGAAAUUAAUACACCUAACAAAUUUUCGAUUCUUGUGGAAUGUAAUACACAAUUAAAGCAUUAUACAAUACAAGUGGCUCUAAAAUCGCUAGUUGAGGAAUCAUCUCAGCAGUUGCAAGCAGUGCCUGUGAGGGGUGGAGUGUACAGUGUUGAGUACACCCCUAGGGUACGUGGUCGACACCACCUCCUGAUCUCAGUGAACGACCAGCCCAUCCCAGGAAGCCCCUUCUCUGUGUUCGUUAAAAUACCCCCUACCAAGCUGGACAAACCAGUGAGGGUGAUAAGAGGAAUCAAAGACUCUCGGUAUAUGGUGUUCAACUCAUCAGAAGAAAUGAUUGUAACUGACUAUAAAGAUGAUAUUUUGGUGUUGGACAAGAAAGGAAAACAAAUUCGAAGCAUCAGCAAAUCCAAGCAAGGGUUUAGUAAUAUCUCUGGUGUGACAGUAGACAAGGAGGACAACAUCUAUGUCUGUGACAGCGACAAACACUGUGUGUACAAGUUCAACAAAAAAGGAGAUCUGCUGAAGAAGUUUGGGACGGGAGGAAGUGGUCCAAAGGAACUCAGCUACCCUCGAGGGAUAGCAGUCGCUGAUAAUCAAGUGUUUGUGUGCGAUGAGUACAAUCACAGAGUCCAAGUGUUGACGACAGAGCUGGAGCUAGUCAAGCAGAUUGGUUCAUACGGAACUGGUAAUGGAUAUUUUAGCAAACCACAGGAUGUUGCAGUAGUGGACUAUGAACAAAUGGUGUAUGUCUCUGACUAUAUCAAUCACCGUGUUCAAGUGCUCACUAUGGAUGGUCGAUUUAUUCGCUCGAUUGAUAUGAAAGGGAGUGGACAAGGAGAUGUGUUUUACCCUCACGGUGUGUGUGUCAAUGGUUUUGUUUAUGUUGCUGAAUAUAGUAACAAGCAUGUGUCAGUGUUCACUAAAGAUGGUCAGUUUGUCACAUCAUUUGGUAAUGGUCAUAUCACUUCUCCUUUUGGAGUAGCUGUGGACAGUGAUGGCUUUGUGUAUGUGUGCAGUAAAGAAUCUGUUGUUGUCUUUUAGAAUUUAGUUUAAUUUUCCUGUACGUUUCUGUACAUUAUUAAAUUUAGACUAUUGGAUUGAAAAACAGUUUGCUCUAUCAUAGCAGUGCUCAUUUUGGUGCGUGUGCAGUAGAAAAUCUAGUUAUCUUGUACUAUCAUCUAUUUUCAAUUCAUUGAGAGUAAUAAUAUGAUCAUUAAAAACAUAA